AUGGCGGUGGUGAAUGAAGUCUCCGAUAUCCUGGAGGCUUCCAGUCGACUGCAGACACCUUAUCUCCCCCUUGUGCUGGUUGUCUACCAGGGGCUGUCCUUCACCGACUCGAGCUGGCCAGAGGAAGGCUUGCGUAUCACAGCCAACGUAACGCUGAGCGCAACCCUCGGCAGCUAUGUCACCAUUAGUUUUGGCUUGAAGACCGUACUGUUCACGGUCGACAAGAAUUUCUCCAGCACAGCAUUUCUAUCAUUCCGUGGGUGCAUCCUUGUAGACCUGCCGUUGAGCUAUCUGCCCGUGCACCACCCCAGGCGCCCCUUCGGCGUGCUUUCAACGGCGUUAUGGCCUGUGUACAGGGAGGAGGUUGCUAUGGGGCUGUACAGCUGUACGCUGAUCCUGACACACGAGGAGUUCAAGUUCUGGUCCUUUUGGCUCUCGAUCCUGGUUUCGCCAAUUCCAAGCGUCAGGGCAAUGGGAAACUGGACGUACGCAAGUAAAGUGACGCUUGGGACCUCUGGCGACGACUUCAUUCAACUGGAGAAUUACUUUGGGCGAUACACGACACUUCACGACGUCCGGUACCAGGUUUCAAAUGAGCUGUAUGCAACACAGCAACGCAACAACAUUCUCCAGAUUACGAAUGACGAGGCAGUGCCCCCGACGGUGGUCUUCCAGACGCGCAACAGCAGCGAUCUCCUAAGCGCGCUGUCGAGCUCACCCAGCGCGACGGCUGCUCAGCACGGCCAGUACAUUAUCCUCACGGCAAACCUGACAAUAAUGAACGAGUCUCAGUGGCCUCCGGAUGGUGCCCCCAUACGUUAUCCAACAACGAUAACCACGUGGCCUUCGUCAUGGGUCGCAUUCGACUUGCGGCAGAUGCGCAAUGCGUUUAAGAUUCUGGGGUCGACGUCUACCACCAUCAAAAACGUGGUGUUGCUCAAUCUUGCACCCGGACCGUCGGAUAGCGAACUCGCCGGCCUGACCACAGGGCUCUGGGCAUUCAACUUCAGUUGGGGCAACGCUGACUACCAACGGCUCAACUUGGACAACGUGGUUAUGGUGGUUCCACGAGAGGAAGUAAACUACUACAUCACUACCGCUGUCGAUCAGAAACAGACGGACACCUGGAUUUCAUCAUUUGAGGUGCUUUCACAAGAUACAGUCAACCGCUCGUGGGUGCAGUUCAGGUCGCUGGCGACAACGCGGUUCAUCGCGCGGUACUUGAACAUCACUGACACAAUACCCUACGUGUUUGACAGCGACUCGCUCAACAUUACCACCGUGUCAGGGCAUGUGUGGAACUUCCGCGAUGGUGGUUCGGCAUCGGAGGACGGACGCAAUGUGUUGCUGUUUGCACUUGUCGCAAUUGCCCUCCCGACUGCCCUGGGCUCCGCGUUGUUGACGUACAUCCUCCUGAGGCGUCGCCGCCUCACGCGGCUGUGCCAAAGCGAGGGCCCGCCACAGGGAAGUAAGUUAAAGGACGGCGGCGGUGACGGCGAGGACUGCGCGGGCGUGGAGGAGCACGAGGAGCACAAGGCAGCCCGGCAAGAUGAGCUGCCGGCCUGCUGCUUUCCUUUUCCCUUAUCACUUCCGCUCCGGAAGUCGAAAUUUGUCAAUCCUCUCUACCACGACGGGGGCAGAGCUCCCCCGGAUAUCAUCCUCACGGGUGUCCUGGGGCCGGCGGCGUUGGCGCGGUCCCUGGCGCCCGUCCCGCCAGAGACGACAAUCCUGGACUCAAGUACGUCAAUCAGCACCGUUGCGGAGUUAGCUUUGGAGUUGGAAGGCGUGCCAGCAGCUCAGGGCGAGACACUCGCAGAACAGACCGUGACAGGGGACGCGUUUACAGGGCGGCGAUCAGGGAACAGCCCUGGAGACAACCCGCCUCUGUGCGUCUUGAGCGCCGCACCUGCGGAAUUGCGCCAAGGAAGGGAGGCGUCAGAAAGCUUGGCGGACGCUGCAGCAGAUAGCGGCAUAUCGUCGCUAUCUGAAACCUGCACGGCCGGGUUUGGGCCGCGGCUCGAACACGGGGGACCUAGUAGAAGUAGCGCCACGCGGCUAACGCCUGGAGGCGUCAAUACUGUGAUGCAGUCUGCGGCCGCCGGGUGCGCGACCGGGGGCACGGCGCUUCUAGUCCAUGGGGCCGGAACCAGGCCACCACCACCUGAAAUCUCGUGCGAGCGGCGUGACAGCCCAGCUGUUGCUGCCGCAACUGCGGAGUUGGCCAUCAUGCCAUCGACAUCCAGAGGGCAAAAUGCAGACGCUGGUAUUAGCGAGAUUGUACGUGCUGGCGCGCAUUGCCUGGCACCAAAUGCCCACCCGGGAGGCUGUGGGGAAGCGGGUUUACAGCUCGACCGCUUGCGGAGGGAGAUUGGCGAUCGCCACCUUGAAGUUCAACACAGUCUUGGGUGGGGGGGCUGCGGAGUUGUGUACAAGGGUGUAUGGAAGGGCCUGCAGGUGGCGGUGAAGACGAUACUGCUCCAAGGAGACAGCAAGCAAAGCCAUCAGUUCCUGACGGAGGCUGAAAUUUCUGCCAGUCUCCAGCACGCAAACAUCGUCACAACGUACUUGUACGAGCUGCGGCCGUUGGGCGAGGUGGAUUCUUCCGCAGGGGCCGUGGAGAUUCGGACCCGCUCUGCGUCGUCGGAUGAAGCCCCUGGACAGGACACUGAACGAAUGAGCUGCUGGAAGCUGUACAUAGUCCAAGAGUAUUGCGAGUUGGGAACACUGAAGGCGGCAAUUGACCAGGGCUACUUCAAAGGUUCGGGAAACGGCCUUCCAAACCUGGCGUUUCUCCUUACCAUGGCACUGGACAUUUCGCUUGGCCUCGCGCACGUGCACUCUAAAAAUGUGGUGCAUGGCGACGUUACGGUCAGCAACGUCCUGUUGCAGGCCUUUCCGGGCAGACCCCAAGGCUGCAUUGCCAAGGUCGCUGACUUCGGCUUGAGUGUCAAGUUCGAGGCGGGGCAGUCGCAGGGCUACCACCUGUAUGGGGGGACGCCACACUACAUGGCGCCGGAGCGCGUCCGCGGAUUCCUGUACAAACAGUCAGACAUUUACUCGCUGGAUCUUGGCCACCGUUUCCCAAAUUUGGCACGUCUCGACCUCUCUGGUGACUCACAGCUGGUUGGGGGACUAACGUUGUUUCGCGCGCUGCAGUCCGCCAGCCAGCUCACCAGCAUCAGCUUCGCGACCUGCACCUCCCUGCCUGCGUCCUUCGUCACCAGGCAGCUCAUCGAGGCGUGCCCUCGGCUUCAGCACCUGGCCCUGAGCUGCUGCUGCUCUGGCGGAGCCGACACGGAGGCCGCCACGAUGUCCGCACUUGCAGCAGCGCCGCUCGCCGCCACGCUAACCUCCCUAGACCUCCAUUGCGGCAACGCCUUCCAACCAGAGCUGCGCCACCUAGAGGGCCUCGGCAGUGGGCUAAUGUCGCUGCGAAUAUAUGGCAGCCGUACACUGAGCGACGAGGCGCUGGCAGUGUUGCCGCACCACAUGCCUGCGCUGGCGGAGGUGGUGCUAGCGGAGCAGCAUUCGCGGCGGGGAAGGCAUGUCCGCGGAGAGGGUCUUGCUGCGCUGCGCGGCCUGACGGCGCUUCGGGCUCUAUCGCUGGCUUGCCCAGAGCCCGACGCCCGAAGCAUGGCGACUGCGCUGGCAACGCUGACGCAGCUCACAGAGCUGGACAUAUCCCGGUGCGAGCCGCAGUUGCUAGAGGCCCUGUCACCGCUUAGCAUACUCGUGUGCAACAGCGGUGAUGGCGGUGGAAUGCUACAGCGGCUUUCGUUGCCGACCGCCUAUACGGAACGGCAGCUUGAGCGGGGCCUCCCGGUUGUGUUCGGCAGUGGCGCCGCCAUCGCCAGCGGCGGUGAUGAGGAUGGGGCGGCAAUGAUGGCCGUCCAGCUACAGGCCCUGCACCUACAUGCCUCAGCGGCGCUACCGGUGGCGAUGGUGGAGGCCAUGUCGCGCCUGGGGAACCUGCGGCAGCUCAGUCUCUCACACUGUGGACCAGCGGGUUCCGGGGCAACGGUGCAGGCGGCAGCGGCAGCGCUAACCAAGCUGACGUCAUUUCGCCUGGUCCAGGAAUACGGCAGUAGCGGUGAUGGCGAAUCCAGCACUGCUGCCGGUGGCGUUGCGGGACCUGCAGGUGGUAGGGGUGCACUGCAUGACGUCGACCCACAUGUCGGGGGGAAUACCACCCUGCAGCUUCACGGCCAGCCCGACGUCGUCACUUGGUACGAUGGCUUGCUGACGUGGAGCGCUUUGAUGCGGCUUGAACUCACUGACCUGGACGGCUUGGACGACGCCCACCUUUUCAGCAUUGGCUGCUCGCUGAGUGUGUUGUCGUGUUGUCGCUUCAGCCGCAACACCCGCAUUACGGGCGUGGGGUUUGCUUCUUGGCCUGCUGGCUGCCGCCGCCUCAAGGCCCUCACGUUGUACGACUGCGCGCGCGUCGGUGAUGCCGCUUUGGAGCACGUGUCAGCAAUGCCGCUGCUGACGCUGACACUGGCGUACUUGCCGGAGGUCGGCGCCGAUGGCGUGCGGCACCUGGCAGAGGGAUGUAAGUCGCUCCGGAGCCUGAUCUUGGAGCGCAUGGCCCGCGCACCUGGUGCAGCACUCGCGGCUCUGUGGCGGCUUCCUCGGCUGGAAGCCCUGUGUCUGCGCAUGUGCAAUGUUAACAACCUCACACUCGAGAUGGCACUUCCACCUCCCCGGCACUUAGCAGAGGACUCGCCAGCUGCUGCUGGUGCUGUUGGUGCUGUUGGUGCUGAUCUUACAGCUGUCGGCGGUGAGUCUGUCAGCAGCACUGCAAUGACCGGGGCCUCUUCGGCUCCGGCGGCGAGCGGCCGCGAAGAUGCAGCAGGUCACGGGACGCAGCUGGGGCAGCAGCUGCAGUCGGUGUGGGCAGCAGCGCAGCAUCUGACAUGGCUGGAGCUACAGGGCUCGCUGGCUGCCAGCAGGAUGUAG
This is a messenger RNA of Volvox carteri f. nagariensis, 4959 nucleotides long. RefSeq lists its product as uncharacterized. Lineage: Eukaryota; Viridiplantae; Chlorophyta; Chlorophyceae; Chlamydomonadales; Volvocaceae. Bases 1 to 4959 code for a protein of 1652 amino acids. The transcript has 17 exons. The record is from RefSeq and is a predicted model, not a curated record. Gene Ontology annotation, biological process: protein phosphorylation. Gene Ontology annotation, molecular function: ATP binding; protein kinase activity.